UCUUCAGCAUACGUUAGACAUGGAUCGAGUUACUUUCAAAGUUAAUGGUGUGGAGUAUUCCGUUGGAUGUGAAGUAUCUUCAAAUGUAAUGCUAUUAGAUUAUAUUCGAGGAUGGCUGGAGUUAAAAGGGACUAAAUACAUGUGUCGGCAAGCCGGUUGUGGCGCGUGCGUGGUGUCCGUGCGAAAACAGGGAGCUUUACCUUAUUCCAUCAACUCGUGCAUGACACCUAUCACCGCUUGUCAUGGCCUAGACAUCACUACUAUAGAAGAAGUAGGCAAUAGACGUAAAGGCUACCAUCCUCUGCAGACAACACUAGCUAAGUACAACGGCUCCCAAUGUGGGUACUGCUCACCGGGAUGGAUCAUGGCUAUGUACAGCCUCCUCCAGAAUCAAAAAGAUAUGACUAUGUUGGAUUUAGAGCAAUCGUUAGCAUCCAACAUAUGCAGGUGUACAGGCUACAGAUCAAUUUUGGAUGCCUUCAAAACAUUUGCC
Molecule: messenger RNA, 493 nt
Organism: Trichoplusia ni (cabbage looper)
Lineage: Eukaryota; Metazoa; Arthropoda; Insecta; Lepidoptera; Noctuidae
Product: aldehyde oxidase 1-like
Exons: 4
Molecular function (GO): 2 iron, 2 sulfur cluster binding; oxidoreductase activity; iron ion binding
Source: RefSeq, a predicted model, not a curated record